GGCCCCCAAACCUCAUCCAGCCAGCCAGACAGCCAGCCAGCCAAUGCUCGGUAAGCCCCCAUUUUUGCCCCAGGGCCCCAGGCAGGCCCUCACCACCAGCUCCUGCAGUCAAAUCGUCCUGCCUAUCAGUUGCUGCCGUCGAUGCACAGAGGGCGCUUCUUGGCCCCAUACCCUUCCCACCCCCCCUGUCGUGUCUCAUCCUCACCCUCGCUCGCUCUCGUCCUCGCCCUCGCCCAGCGUGUUGCUCGACUGUUCUCCUCCACCCCGUCCACACGCACGCACUUCCUCGACCUCCUUGCUGCCCUGGACCUUGACCUUGACCACGAACCAACAACACGUUUCUCCCACCUUUUGUUUCUCCUUUUUCCCCCCUCCCUAUCCUACCCUACCUAUCCUUCGGGCCCCGCCACUCUUGCAUUGCCCUCACUCUACAAAGAUAUCCCGUCCGGCUCUUCUUUGACUAGAAUGAUCCCGCCCCGAACGCAAUGACAGGUCGAACGUGACACGGCAGACGCCUGGACUAUACCCACUCGUCCCCCCUCUUGGACUUGCACGCCGCCUGGGAAGCACCUCCUCCCAAGGAACCUAAUCGAGAACAAAUCGAAUAUCAUCGGUCCCCAUCGCUUAUCACGCAGAAACACCUUGCUGUGCCUGGUGACCGCGUUGAAAGAGACCUAUCUGAUGGGCCUCCACCUUGGCUCGGGCCAUAUCUUAUUUGCCAGCCUUUAAAAUCAUCCACCCAUCGCUUACCCCGACUGCUGCGUAUUACCACCACGAGAUACCGGCCGCGACCCGGUCAGCAGAUAAAGCCCGCCGACUGAACCCCCCUUCCUUGCUUGGAACAUCCCAAUCCUUGGCGGCUGGGACUUGUGCGGCCUCUUUGUGCCCUGGCUACUUGACCACCACCGCCUGCUCCGUCAAAAAGGUCUUGCUUUCCCCACCGUGGUGCAUCUGGCCGGCUCGGAACACUACGACGCGAUCAAGACACGACUGCGUUUCUACGCCCAGUCCUGCAGCACACCUAUAUCAUUAGACCUAUACACUGCGGCGUGGCUAGCCCAGGCCCACAAAAUAUCCAAGCUUGAAGCCAGUCAAUUCAGGCUCGUCCACACAUUGCACAUCUUUCAUACGACGUCUUCCACCUCGGAAAGCCGUUCGCCAUGGCCAUGUUGGCCUCGAAGUCGCCGUACCAGGCGUCACUUUCCUCCAACCAGUCGACACUGGUUCCCUCGAGCGCCACCCAGUCCUCCUACCCACCCCCGAGGAGAGCUGCGACAAUCCCGACCACCAGCCAGUCUUUUGCCAGUCCCACUGAAUCCGAGUUCUCCGAUGGCGAUGGACCAGACUCGGUCAAAUACUGGGAUGAAGAUAGGGUAUGCGAGUACCUGAGGACAGUCAAAUGUGGUGACUACGAGAAUUUGUUCAGGAAGAAUCACAUCAAUGGCGAGAAUCUGCUGGAAAUGGACAAGGAGGUCCUGAAAGAGAUGGGCAUCGAUAAGGUUGGCGAUAGGGUUCGGCUGUUCCUGGGCAUCAAAAAGCUGAGGACCCAGGCUUACGCCAACCAAAAGAAGCGCAAUAGGGAUUCCUUCGGAGGUCUGGAUCUGCAGCAGUAUACGCCUUCAUCCUCCGGCUCGCCCCGUCCCCCGACUUCGGCAUCUCGUUCUCAACCUACACCGUUGCUGAACAAGAGAUACUCUCGGCAAUAUGAUAUGGCAGUUCCUCUCGAUGUCGCAAAACCCUCCUCCAGGCCCACCUCUCCCAUGCCCGGCUCGGACUACAAGCCCGCGCCUCGCCAGGCAUACGCGCAAGGAACAGUGGGCCAUGGCCUACCUGCCGGGCCCCGCCCACCCACGUCCCCUGCCCAGGUGCGCGCCGGCCCAAUAGCCCACCACAGGAAUGGCUCAAGCGCCGAUGGAUCUCUCAUGGCAGCCUUGCCUCACAACCAGGAUGUCAUCCGUGUUAUCUCCACUGGUGGAGUCACGAAGGUGGUUAAGAUCGCCGAUUGUAGGAACUGCGCUGAAGUGAUGCGCCUGACUUUACGCAAGUUUGCCCUCAGAGAAGACCACGAAAGGAAUUAUUGUUUCUGGAUACUGGUGGGCGUCGACGCCAACCCCAAGAUGUGCCGCCGCCUUGGUGACACAGAAUUGUGGAAGAUCAUCAAGGACGAGAAAAGGCCAGAGCGGAACCGACUUAUUCUUAGGAGGGUGCCAGCUGGUGAGCCCGGCCGUGGCGAGCUUGAACGCGCCGCCGCCAUUGCUAUGGAGGAGAACCAACAGAAUCAUCACCGGGCAAUGGGGAGCAUCAGCCAUGCGAGUCAGUCCAAGGUUCAGAAGGUACUCGGCGAGAGCUGGGAUUCCAUGCAGCCACCACUGUCGCCUGUCACGUACCAAGACCGCGAAAGAAAUAUCCAAGAUACCACACGCGACCUGGAGAGACCCGCUUCUAACGAUUCGAAGUCGCCGAACCCCAGGACUCGCAAGGUCCUGCGACAGUUUGGUGGGCUGCGGCCGCCCAGUGAGCUUAUUGCAUCUGAUCUCACGUCUUACUUCCCCGACCACCCCCGGGAGGACAUUGACCGGACCGCUCGGUUGUCUAUGAGGAGGUCACAACGCUUGAGCAAGUACAACAGCCGCCUCAGCGUUGCUAGCAACCUCAGCUUCGCCUCGAGCGUGCAGGAUGCGCCUCCGAUCCCCACCAUUGCCGACAGCUGGCUCAAUGCUGGCACUCAGAUCGCCAAGGUCCAACCCAGGAGCAUACACGGGCGGAUGACGCCAAUGUUCAGGGACUCUGUGUCCUCGUCCGUGCUUGACACCCUCCAGGAGGAAUCGAGCCCCGUUGAGCCUAACAGGAAGUCGUAUGUGUCCUUUGCCGACAGUGGGUCCGAUACGGCUGCCGUCAGUGUGACAGACCCCGAGGGCAAUGUGGUCCGGCACAGCUACUUCGACGGCGAAAGCAGCACCGGUGGCUCAGGUUCGAGCUCCCUCAGAGAUGUCAACCAGGCCCUCAACGACGACGGCGAGGAUGCCGACGAGGAGUUGCAGAGCUUCCUAUCCGGCGAGUCCUGGGAUGACAACAAGUGGAUGAAGGGUGCCCUCAUCGGCCAGGGUUCUUUCGGUUGUGUGUACCUUGCGCUGCAUGCCGUCACGGGCGAGCUUCUUGCUGUCAAGCAAGUCGAGUCACCUUCACCUGGCGCCAACUCGCAGAACGACUCGCGCAAGAAGAGCAUGAUCGAGGCACUCAAGCGGGAGAUCAGCCUGCUCCGAGACCUUCGACACCCCAACAUUGUGCAAUACCUAGGGUGCAGUUCCUCUUCGGACUACCUCAACAUUUUCCUCGAGUAUGUCCCAGGUGGUUCGGUGCAGACCAUGCUGAACUCGUAUGGUGCCCUGCCUGAGCCGCUCGUGCGCAGCUUCGUGCGGCAGAUCCUGACUGGUCUGUCUUAUCUGCACGGCAAGGAGAUUAUUCACCGUGACAUCAAGGGAGCCAACAUUCUCGUCGAUAACAAGGGCACGAUCAAGAUCUCUGAUUUCGGCAUCUCCAAGAAGCUCGAGGCCACCAACAUCCUCAGCGGUGCGAACAACAACAAGCACCGGCCUUCGCUGCAGGGCUCUGUCUACUGGAUGGCACCUGAGGUGGUCAAGCAGACCAGCUACACACGCAAGGCGGACAUCUGGUCCCUGGGCUGCCUGGUCGUCGAGAUGAUGACGGGCACACACCCCUUCCCAGACUGCACGCAGCUGCAGGCCAUCUUCAAGAUCGGUGGCUCAAAGGCGGCGCCCACGAUCCCCGAGCACGCAAGCGAGGAGGCGCAGGGCUUCCUCGCCCAGACCUUCGAGCUGGACCACAACAAGCGCCCCAGCGCCGAUGAGCUGAUGGUCCAUCCUUUCUUGACGCCCAUCACCUAAACAGCAGGUGUGCGGCAAACUACUUCUUUCUACUUCUUCUCCCCCCUCUUCCUCUUCUCUUCUCUUCUUUCUUUUUAUGUGUAUAUAGAUAGACCAAGACUUACUACGUGUUCCGGUAUCACGAGACACGAUCACAAGACAGGCGGACGGGACGGAACACCUACUGAAUACCUACUGGAUAUGUAUUGCAUGCGGAGCAGCAGGACGACUAUGGGGAGGCAUAUUUUGAGGACAGAGUAAUAAUACUCCGGGUGUGUGGGCGAGGCUUGCCCCGGUGGGCACGAUAAAAAGCGAAUGUUGGGCCGUGUACUGGUACUAUUUCAUCUCCCGAGACUUUUGUACGAUCUGGAAAUUGAGAAAAGACCUCCAUAUUGAUGC
This is a messenger RNA of Diaporthe batatas, 4283 nucleotides long. RefSeq lists its product as uncharacterized. The coding region runs from base 1161 to 3905 and encodes 914 amino acids. Lineage: Eukaryota; Fungi; Ascomycota; Sordariomycetes; Diaporthales; Diaporthaceae. Gene Ontology annotation, biological process: signal transduction; protein phosphorylation. Gene Ontology annotation, molecular function: protein kinase activity; ATP binding; protein binding. The record is from RefSeq and is a predicted model, not a curated record. The transcript has 2 exons.